AUGGGUGAAAUGAAAGGAAACUCAGGGAAACUCCUGUCCACAGUCUAUGUGCCUGAAAAGACGAAUGUGAGCAAAGUCACACUACGAUCCGGUACUACCUAUGAAGGACCCCAGCCAAAGAAGUCUAGUGGAGAACCAAGUGGAGCAACAUUAUUGGGGGACGUUGUCUCGGAAGAAGAGCUACGCAGACCUCUACCCCAGAUGCAGGACCCAUUUUUCUUGGGAGAAACACCAUGUGGAAAAGGCGAGCCCGAGAACGUACUGGUCAGGAAGGAACCCCAUCAAGAGGUAGAAUCCAGAACGAAGGGAACUCAGACCCAGAAUCUGCCCAAGGAAGGUCCCAAGAAGAAAUCAGAAUUUAUUGGAGCCGCAGGGGCUCAACUACCAGCCAGUACAGAGGAAUUCUCAGAUGGUGAAUUAGAAAAAGAGGGGGAUGCUGCAAAAAACCUUCUACCCGCAGACACACUUCCCCAACAAGUAGAUUUAAAGAAAACUGCCAACAAACAAGCCUCGGUGAGACCCUUUUCAAACCUCCGAGAGAGAAUUCCAGAAAUACAACCGCCGACUGAAGAGCGGCCGCCAAACCCACAACCGCAACCACAAGAGCCGAUUCCUCAGGCUCCGGCGAUGAUUCCCUUGAACGAACUGGUGGAGUUCCUCAGGCAGCAGGACCCAAAUAAAGAUUGGGCGGCUGUGUUGGCGGGUUUUAACCAAAUCGGAGGCGGAUCAAGCAUGACCGGAGGAACCCCGAUAGUACCUACCCCAGAAACAAAUGUUCAGCCCACAGUGCACCCACCGACUCCCAUUCCAACUUCCUCAACAAUCCCACCAGAAAAGAAAUCUCCCUUGGCGACCGCACCAUCAGAAUCCUCAAAACCCUCCCCGACUCGCCAACAAAUCGAACCAAUGGAUGUUGACCGUCUUUCUGCCUAUUGUGACUCCGACCUAGGGGAAGGUGAAUGGAAGGCAAGGGAGGAGCAGAAGAGCCGGGAGGAAGAAGAUGAAUCGGAGAGAACACUGGUAGCGGAACUCGUUCCCCAAGAAAUGGAAAGGGAGGGGAUAGAUCUGAACGAAACGGCCCGAAAAAAAGUCCUUAUGACUGAUGAGGAGUUUGAGGAGCUUUUGAACGAGGCAGUAGGAGAGAGUGAAGAAGCUGGUACAAGGAACGACCCAGAAGGCCUAGCCCACCAGCCAGUAGACAAGGUGGAAGAGAAACAGACUGAAGAGGUAGAGCCGAAGUCGGUGACUCCCCAGCCAGAAGCAGGGGGGAGUGAUACACAAAUCGAGGAGAAGAAUACCGAGGUACAACCAGCGGAACCAGAGCAGGUGGUACCACCAGUAUUGAAACCGAAAGCAGUUAAAAGAAAAUUAGUGUUUAAAGGUGAUCCAAAGGCAGAACGGCUGAAGCCAAAGAGAGUAUCGCAAAGAUGCUUCGGGAAAUGGACAUCCAACAAGGCAAGAGCAAACACGGCAGCAAGUGCGUUGGAAAUCUCUAGUGAAGAACACAGGGCUACUCCUACAAAACCUGGGGAGGAAUCCUUGUCGGCUACCAACUUGAAAGAUGCCUCGACAGCAACCGAAGUGGUCUCACCCACGCCUAGUGAUCAGAGGGAAGAAACUGACACGAUGGCUGAGGGUCUGGACCUCGCAUCGGAGUCAGUAGGGCACCUAGAGCCAGGAGAUGACAGUACCCAUAUCCGCUUGGAGACCCGGUCUACUGCCCAGAAGGAGCCUUCAACACCAACAGAGGAGAGACCGGAGGAAAAUGAAGACGGAGAUGAGGACAGAUACCGCAAGGAGAGGAAAAGGAAGGGGAAAGCCCCUGUUAAGAAGAAACCAAGCAGUAAGAAGCAACGCACGGUCAACACCGGCAUCGCCAUCACAGAGUCAGAUCAGAGAGCCCCACCGCGCCGAAAGGAGCUGAGUGACAGUGAGUAUACCGCAAGUGAAGAAUCGGGGUCAGAAAACGACGUCUCCCUAGAGGACGAGGAGUAUGGGGAAAAGCAGCUCCCACACAACCAUCGAGAGUUGAUGCAUCAUCCCGUGGAAAGAUUGAAGUACCAGCGUCGGAAGGUGGAGCUCACUGACGAGCUAAUAGAAGACAUGAAGCACUUCAGCACUAAAAAGCUUCAGGAUGCGUUUGAUGACAAGGACGACAACAAGCAGAUUAAGAGUGGGAAGGUACUCUUUUUCCCAGCACUUGAUGAAUUGAAUUCCCGUGAGACUCUCUUGUUGCAUUUGCGUGCGUUGGGAUUUGAUUGGUUGUUGGAGAAUGGGGAUCCGAGUAUACCUAUAAGGCUGGCAAAUGAGUUUUUCACUACCUUUAGAUUCAAGGUCACUACGGAUCUGGUUGAAGAGUCCAUAACCUUUAGGGUAUUCGGAAGAGAGGUGAACAUGAGCUUGAUUGAGUGGACGGGCAUACCACGUUUCUACGCGAUGGGAAAAGGAGCUAUACCAGCCGGGAGAGCGACGGCAGCCCAAGGAACACCAGCGCAGGAGCAGAGGCAUGAGAGAUUGGAAAAAGCAGUGGCGGAGUUAGCCGAUGAAAAUAGGAAAGCAAGGGCGGAGUUGAACCGUUUGGCAACGGUGAUGGGAGGAAUCUUGAGGGAGUUAGCUGCUGAAAAGUUUUAA
This is a messenger RNA of Salvia splendens (bonfire salvia), 2631 nucleotides long. Its product is annotated as fibrous sheath CABYR-binding protein-like. The transcript has 5 exons. The coding region runs from base 1 to 2631 and encodes 876 amino acids. The record is from RefSeq and is a predicted model, not a curated record. Lineage: Eukaryota; Viridiplantae; Streptophyta; Magnoliopsida; Lamiales; Lamiaceae.